Solea senegalensis (Senegalese sole) is the source of this 4418-nucleotide messenger RNA. RefSeq names its product reticulon-4 receptor-like 1 (gene rtn4rl1a). Gene Ontology annotation, molecular function: protein binding. NCBI's taxonomy places the organism in Eukaryota, Metazoa, Chordata, Actinopteri, Pleuronectiformes, Soleidae. The transcript is spliced from 4 exons. Gene Ontology annotation, cellular component: plasma membrane. Bases 412 to 1779 code for a protein of 455 amino acids. The record is from RefSeq and is a predicted model, not a curated record.
CAGCUCUCCAGUAACAGAGACAGUAUAGACGACACUGGCGAUCCACACACAGCACAUCUGAGACUCCACCUGACCUGCACGCGCCCUGACGAGCCCGCGGGAGGAAGAGGAUGAUGCUGAUGCUGGUGAUGAAGACAUAAAAGGAACUUUGCGCUCUUCUCUGGACUGUUUUAAAUCCUCUUUAUUUUUCCUCUUUUCUUUGGACAUGAAAUAAAGUCACUGACCCAUAAACACCAGCUAUGGCGAGCCACUGAGGAGACGAGACUUGAAGACUGUCAGCGGUCAAAGGGAAUCAAAAAAUAACAAUUCACUCCUCAGCAGCAGCAGCAGCAGCAGCAGCACAGGGUCGGACUCACACCAGGAUGCUACUUCAGCACCGACACUAGACGGGUCCAAACAGCUGCUGCCAACAUGUUCAAGAGAGGUUACGGUGGGGUGGAGUUACUGUUGGUGCUGUGUGGCCUAGAUCUGUCUCUGCCCUGCCCUCGCCACUGUAUCUGCUACACUUCACCCAGCACCGUCUCCUGCCAGGCCCACAACUUUCAUGCCGUGCCCGAGGGCAUCCCCGCCCAGAGCGAGCGCGUCUUUCUGCAGAACAACAAGAUCCAGCGGCUGCUUCGCGGCCACUUCUCGCCCACCACCACCAUGCUGUGGCUUUACUCCAACAACAUCUCCUACAUACAGCCCUCCACCUUCCACGGCUUCGACCGCCUGGAGGAGCUCGACCUUGGGGACAACCGGCACCUGAAGGCCGUCGCUUCAGACACGUUCCAGGGCCUGGGUCGGCUCCACGCCCUGCACCUGUACCACUGUGGCCUGAUCAGCCUGCCUGCGGGGAUCUUUUCGGGUCUGCAUAAUCUCCAGUAUCUCUACCUACAGGACAACCAGUUAGAGUUCCUGGAGGAUGACCUGUUCAUCGACCUGCUGAACCUCAGUCAUCUAUUCCUGCACGGCAAUCGACUGUGGAACCUUCGGCAAAACACUUUCCGCGGUCUCGGGGUCUUGGACCGCCUUCUUCUCCACCAGAACCGGAUCCAGUGGGUUGACCGCCAGGCUUUCCAUGACCUGCGUCGCCUCACUACUCUGUACCUGUUCAACAACUCCCUGACUGAACUAUCGGGUGCCAGUCUGACUUUACUGCCAGCCCUGGAGUACCUGCGACUUAACGACAACCCCUGGGAGUGCGAUUGCAAGGCUCUGUCACUUUGGGAUUGGCUGCGGAGAUUCCGAGGUUCCACCUCCUCUCUGAUGUGCGUGUCACCACCGGAGCUGGCAGGGAAGGACCUGAAAGCGCUGAAGAAAGAGGAUCUGCCCAGUUGCUUGUCAGGUGAAAGUCACGCACGCGGUGCCCAGGAUGGAGAGAUGGAACACGGGGAGUCUUUGAACCACCUAAACCGUCACAGAAAGCAUCAUAACCACCAUCAGCAGCCCUAUUUGCCACACGGGGAUCAGUACAGCUUCCCUUCACCGUCACCGCUGCCACGGCCGCCUAAGGGAGGCCGCAGGAACUGCACCCGCCGGGGCCGCAAGGCAAAAGGGGGUCCAAAUGAGGUGCAGGUACUACAAGAGGGGGGUGAGACAGACUAUACCCCAGACGGAGGUAAAUAUGACCUGCCUGCAACUGCAAGGAGGAAGAAUAAGUGCACCCCCAGGACUUCUGUCGGCCCGCCAAGUGGGGUCCAGAGAGCUAAUAAUAAAGCAGAGUCACAGCGAGCAGAUUAUAUGCUCAGUUACUCAUCAGCCCUGCUGCUGUCGCUCAUUUCAGUAAUCCUACGCUGAGAGUGAAUACAGACACUGUUGACUUGGUGGUACAAAUCUAUGAUUCAUUCUCCUGAAACAACCCCGUCCAGGCAUAACUGUGUAUACAUAACUAUGUAUAAAGUACAUUAUCAAAUAUCUACUCUCAAAAGUUUCCCUGAGGUAAUAAGGCAGGGAUCUUUGUGAGUCAUAAUCAAAACAUAGAAGUCAGGGAAAAUGAUAUAUCCCAUUGCUUUGAUGAUGUCACCAAGGGAAACAACAGGAGAACUUUGUAUUUGUCUCUGUGGGAUCGAGUGCUUCACAGAAUCCACGUAUUUACGACAUUGUACAGCCACGCAAAGUAAGAAGCUAAUGAUUCAUUCAGAUUAAGGCGAGAACACCAGACAACGGGGUUCAAAGCGGUUUCAGACUUAGCUCUCUUGACACGGUAAAGCUUACUCCGUGCACCCUUCAUCUGUCAUUCACACUGAGACACGUUUUCUCACUUCUUACCUACACAUUUGGAAACAAGACUGCAGACACAAUUAGCUGUAAAAUGAGUCAUCACAUCAAGUUCCAGCAGUAAAGACUGUAAUUACUGUACGUCUACUAAUUAAGCAGUUUUACUUCCAUGUCUUGCGGCAGGGUUGACUCAAUUUAAUGCACAUCUGUGUUUUUGGGUUUCAUGCUAAACUCGAAAAAUUCAUAAAAAAGAAAGAAAAAGAAUCAAAAACCACCGGACUUGAGAAAAUAUAUAGCGACUGUCCUUUUCCCCUUCGCAUCAUAACAACUUGAAAGCCAUUCUGAACUAACCAAUCACACGGGACGUCUUGUCACAGUUAGUUGUCAAUGAGUGAGUGGGAGAACGUGUGAUGAUGUAUCCGUUUACUGCUCGUAUAACCGUGUGUCCACUGAAGAAACCACUAAAGCCAUGAGAGUAGAACGAAGCUUAAAAACAGCAAGAGUGCCUAAAAGAGAGCCAACAGUUUGAGGACAAACUAUGACGGAGACAUUUUCAGUCAAUCUACGACCUCGCCGGCUGCAAAACAGAGGCCUCAACAAGCCAGAAAGGUCAAGGACCAAGUACAAGCUGUGGCCGGGCUCGCAAAACUUUCAAACUCCAACAAACUGUAUUGCACUUUCUUCUGUGAUGCUGUGGAGGUUGAUGUGAAAAAAACUAAAGAAUAAAUAAUAUACAUGUAUUUCCAUCAAGCACAGACAGUUCAAUCCAAACACAGACCUUAGGUUUUCAAAUGCUGGACAAAAAGGUCCUACAAUCAGGGAAGAGUUAGAGUACACAAGCCGACCACGGGUUCCAGAAAUUGUCUGAUCAAUUGUCGGAACAUAGAAAACAAGAAAAAGUUCACCACAGAGCAAGGAGACAAACUACUUUUACAGAAUGUCUUGCUUUGUCCUUUCUUGUGUGUUGCAUGCAUACAAAAAAAAAACAAAAAACAAAAACACACCGGCAGAUGGACUUGUCAGCAACGCCUGAGUGGAAAGUUGGAUUUUAAAUGCUGCUACGCCCAAGAGGAGCGAUUCCUGGAGCCUUUUCUGAGUUACACGGAUUCUUCUUCUAGGAAAUAAGCCGAAGGACAAAGGACAGAGGAGACUGUGGGGAAACAGAGCUCUGAACAAUGAAGUGGAGCAGUUCAAGCACAACGACCCAUAACAAAGCCCAAUCACCUUCACAGCCUUCCUGUACCAUGUAUGAAAACAACGAACCCCUCUUAGUCCAGGCCUUUCAAACCCCAGUUUCACAGUAAGAGUGCUCGAUUACAAUGUACAGAUGCACACGGGCCGUCCAGGUACCUUAAACUAGCCAGUAAUGCUUAAAGUCUCCCUAUUUCUUACACCAUUACAAAGUUACACAUUCUGGUUUUUUGUUCCUUUUUAAAAAAAACUGCCUUUGUAUGCAAAAAGAAGACCUUGCUAAAAGGCUAAAUUCAUGGCACAAUGACAAAAAGCACAAAGGAUUAUUAGUUUGGUUUAAUAUUGCAAUUGGAUUGGGAACCCGAGAACAGGGGCCACAUUAAUUCUGCUUGUGUGCGUUUCCUGCUGAGCUCCGCCUCGUUCUGUCAAUCUAUCUAAAUGUUGGAGUGUCAUUCUCCUCUGACAUGUAGGAUUAGAGACCCUUUACCGUUUGUGCUGCUGUAAAACCCAGAGGUGAUGUAAAUUGUGUCUGUUAAUUCUUGUGAGUUUGAAAUGUUUUUGUAAAAAGAAAAGAAAAAAAGAGAGAGAGAGAGAGAAAGAAAAGAAAAGACGAUUAAGUGACUCUGUUGUGUCUCAAUAGUUCCCAUCAAUAAAUAAACAGGGACCUGGAGGUUGGAAGUUUGUUUUUUAUUUAUUAUGAUUAUCAUGCUGAUUUUCAUCCUCUUUUUAUUUUGCUUACUCAUUGAAGAUAAAUGGUACGCGCCGCACUGCCAUCUCCUGCUCCUCCUCCUGUCUCUGCUCUAUUCAUUCCUAUGUAUUUCCCGCCCGUCUGUCUGCUUAUUUUCUCCCUCCCUCUCUUCAGUCUUUGCUCCCGUUUCUUCAAGGCCUCAUUACCGCACUCUCUAUCUCCUUAUUCUUUUCCUCUGCUCUCUUUCUUUGUGUAACCCAAAUAUUUUGUAUGUGGUUAUCAAACAAUGCCAGACUCAAAAGCUGUUUAUAAAUAACAUUAAAUGGAAAGUGUCCUCAAA